GGCUCCCAUUUAGUGGUUCGCUUCAGGGAGGCCUGGACAUUCGUGGUUGCGCGCUGACCGAGUGGUAAGGGCUAGUACUUGGCAAAGUACUUCCAGGCCACAGGGACGAGCGUGGACUGACAGCGGCUUGAGGUGGGGAGGAGGCGUAGACUUGCCGGCUUGCCCUCGUCGGGAAUGAGCCUGGAGCGCCGCCCUCGGGUCUGGCGGGAGGCUUGGAGAAGAGGACGGAGUCUUUGAGGCCGAGUCGCCGUGGUGGGAGGGUCGGGCAACCCUGGCCCAGCUUCUGGCCGCGCGAGCAGGGCGGGGCCUGCACCGAAGCCGUGCACCCUCGUGCAAUCCCGGGUUGGAGGAGGACCCGGCAGCCGCGUUGUUCUCGGCCUCUAUGUGAAACCUGUCUCCCAGUAUGCCGCAAGGAGAUGAUUCCUGAGCAUCUGGGAAACCCGAGGCCUUCCGAAGGCGCUGCUGGAAAUAAAGUCUGCAGUAGCAAAUCCAGAAACUGAACUUGGAAGGUUUAACCACCGACUCAUUUCGCAGAAUAUUUCAUGAAUUUGUGGAUUCAAAAAUGGAGUUGAUUUUUAUUUUUAUAAAGACAUUGGCAGUGAUGUGAUAUGACUAUAAAUGCUUAUUUGAUGAAGAUGUUUGCGCCUGUUUUGUGGCUGAACUAGUGUCAUUUCUGAAGUUUUCUCAUCCACAGUUUCUAUUUGAAUAUUCAAGUAUCAAGGAAUACUGGAUUUAGAAUGCAUAAUGAUGGUGUGUUUUCUUUGAAGACUUCAAAUUUCAUAGAGACCACAGUUGGAUUCCAGUUACAUUCACCAAAGUGGCACAUAUUCAGUGUUUUGACAAACUUAAUUUUGAAGAAUUUUACGUUUGUCAACAGCACCAAAGAAUGGGAGAAAAAAAUGGUGAUGCAAAAGCCUUCUGGAUGGAGCUAGAAGAUGAUGGAAAAGUGGAUUUCAUAUUUGAAAAAGUACAAAAUGUGCUACACUCAUUAAAACAGAAGAUCAAAGAUAGAUCAGCUACAAAUAAAGAGUAUAUCCAAGCAAUGAUUCUAGUGAAUGAAGCAACUAUAAGUAACAAUUCAACAUUGGUAAAGGAUAAUAAGCAUAUGAUUCAGAAUGAAAAGGAAAAGAAAUCAAAUGUAUUUCCCUCUAUAACAUAUGAGAACUCCUUUACAAAAGACAGGAUACUUCAAUCUAUAGAAAAGCAAGAAGUUUUCCUUGUGGAACAUACAGUUGUAAACCAUGGAGAAAAAGAAAAAGAAUCAUCUUUGAAAUUACCUUACAAAAGUCAUAACUGCUCUAGUGCUUGUCUGAUCAAGAUGCCAGCAACCUUCAAGGGAGAAAACCCUCUCCAGCUGCCAAUUAAGUGUCACUUCCAAAGACAACAUGCUAAGACAAACUCACAUUCAUCUGCACUCCACGUGAGUUACAAAACUCCUUGUGGAAAGAGUCUACGAAACAUGGAGGACGUCUUUCAUUACCUGCUUGAAACAGAGUGCAACUUUUUAUUUACAGACAACUUUUCUUUCAAUACUUACGUACAACUGACUCGGAAUCACCCCCGGGAAGAAGUUGUUAUUUCUGAUGCAGAUAUUAGUAAUGGUGUGGAAUCAGUGCCUAUUUCUUUCUGUAAUGAAAUUGACAGUAGAAAACUUCCGUUGUUUAAGUACAGAAAGACCGUGUGGCCACGAGCGUGUUAUGUAAACAACUUUUCCAACAUGUUUACUGAUUCAUGUGACUGUUCUGAGGGCUGCAUAGACAUAACAAAAUGUGCGUGUCUUCAACUGACCUCAAGGAAUGCCAAAACUUGUCUCAUUUCAAAUGAUAGAAUAAGCACUGGAUAUAAAUAUAAAAGACUUCAGAGGCAAAUACCUACUGGCAUUUAUGAAUGCAACCUGUUAUGCAAAUGUAAUCGACAAAUAUGCCAAAACCGAGUUGUCCAACAUGGCCCUCAAGUGAGGCUGCAGGUAUUCAAGACUGCAAAGAAGGGAUGGGGAGUACGAUGUCUUGAUGACCUUGACAGAGGGACAUUUAUUUGCAUUUAUUCAGGAAGAUUGCUAAGCCGAGAUAACCCUGGGAAACCUAAGGCUACUGAUGAAAGUGGGAAUGAAGAGGAUAUUAUAAAAAAUACCUGUUCCAAAAAGAGGAAAAUAGAAGCUUCAAGUUCAGAUUGUGAGGUUGAACUUAUCCCAGUAGGAUUGGAAAAAGCUGCUAUAAAUGCUAAAACUGAGGAACAUCUACCUCAGUUUAGUGAUAAUCCAAAAGAGCCCGAGCCUAUUACGAAGAUGAAUUUUAACAAUAUUUCAAGAACGCACUCAGUUAUUAGAAGUCCUAAAUCCAAGACAGCCCUUUUUCAACGCAAUGGGAAAAAGAUGGGAUUUGUUUCCUUGGAGUCUCUCAUCCCAGAAGAUAACCAUGGAUUUAAAGUGGCUCAAGAAAACCUAAUCUUGAAAGCCAGGAGACCACAAGAGGACUCAAAUUCAAACCAGUUUGAAGAUUCUGAAGACAAACAGCUGAUUGAAUCAGAUGUGAUUGACAUAACUAAAUGUAAACAAGAAAUUCCACCAGGAGGCAGAUGUAACCAAGCAGCCAUAUCGUAUAUUGAGAAUAUUAGAAAGAAGUUUCUGAUUCAAAUACAAAUGUCCCGAGAGGAAAAUUCUUCAGCAUGUCAAAACCAGCAGGCCUUUUGUGAAGAGUUUUCAAGUGAAGUAAAUACUUCAUCUGAUUCUUUAAUGAAGUUCAAUGAAGGUAGUGUGUUUUUAUUGGAUGCCUCAAAAGAAGGAAAUGUGGGCCGCUUCCUUAAUCAUAGUUGUUGUCCAAAUCUCUUUGUACAGAAUGUUUUUGUAGAAACACAUGACAGGAAUUUUCCAUUGGUGGCAUUCUUCACCAACAGGUAUGUGAAAGCAAGAACAGAACUAACAUGGGAUUAUGGUUAUGAAGCUGGAACUAUGCCUGACAAGGAAAUCCUCUGCCAGUGUGGGGUUAAUAAUUGUAGAAAAAAAAUAUUAUAAGCAUGUAGAUAAUGCCUGAAAUUAGAGCCAUCAUUUAUCAGUGCAGUUAAUUUAGGUCCAUGUCCACCAAAGUAAUUCCUCUAUUUACCCUGAUUUAGGGAGUCCAUAUUUUAUUUGAUUAACUUAGAAAUGCCAGGAACACAAUAAGGACAUUUUCAUACGCAUUGGGUAUCUUGUUUUACUGCUGUUUAACUUUCAUGAGUAAAAUGGGAGUGUAUUUUAUAUGAACUUAUCACUGUGCAAUUUUUAACUUAUUUGUAAAUUAUAUACUAAGAAAAAUAAGUCACAAAAGAAUUCAGCUGUUUCUAAAUUGCUUUUGAAGUCACUAUCUGUUUUUUUACUUUUUUUGCCAGUCCUGAGGCUUGAACUCAGGGCCUGAGCACUGUCCCUGGCUUCUUUUUGCUCACUAGCCCUCUGCCACUUGAGCCACAGUGC
This is a messenger RNA of Perognathus longimembris pacificus (Pacific pocket mouse), 3445 nucleotides long. RefSeq names its product SET domain bifurcated histone lysine methyltransferase 2 (gene Setdb2). Gene Ontology annotation, molecular function: protein binding; DNA binding; histone H3K9 methyltransferase activity. The record is from RefSeq and is a predicted model, not a curated record. Lineage: Eukaryota; Metazoa; Chordata; Mammalia; Rodentia; Heteromyidae. The coding region runs from base 887 to 3010 and encodes 707 amino acids. Gene Ontology annotation, cellular component: nucleus. The transcript has 14 exons. Gene Ontology annotation, biological process: negative regulation of gene expression; heterochromatin organization.